Molecule: messenger RNA, 3321 nt
Organism: Tetrahymena thermophila SB210
Lineage: Eukaryota; Ciliophora; Oligohymenophorea; Hymenostomatida; Tetrahymenidae
Product: MORN motif protein
Exons: 3
Source: RefSeq, a predicted model, not a curated record
AAAAUCAAGUCAAGUAAGCAAGAAGCAAGCAAGCAAGAUAUGAUGAAUUUAUAAUAAAGUUUAAGUGAUGACAUUAGAUGUGAAAUACCAAACCACUUUUUGGAUAAAGUUUAGUAUGUUUGUGUGUUCGAAAAUUGCACAGCAGACUAACGCUUGUGCUGCUCUUAUUGUAAAUUUCGUUUCCAUAAUCAGCACAUUUAAUCUUUAGUAAAGAUCAGUGAUUUCACAAAUAAAGUAUAAAAAGAUGGAUUAAUGCUUAAUAUUUAGCUUUAGGAAAAAGGGAAAAAAAGCUAAUUAGAUUAGCUAUAUUGGUAAAAAAUAGAUAAAAAAAUUAAAGAUGAAAUUCAUUAUGCAAAUAUGCAACUUUAAGGAGUCUUUAGCAACAUAAACGCAGAAGUUUAAGGUCAAAUUCAUUAAAUGAAUCAUUAAAUUGAUGAAAAGGCUUUAGGAUAAAGUGUAUUUGAUUUAUAAACUAAGGUGCAAAGAAUAAUUAAUAGACCAUGGAGUCAUCAAUCUAACCAAGCAAUAGAUUUAAUGUCAAAAAUUUAUAGAGGAGACAAGUACGGUGAACUUCUUGAGGAUGAAUAUUUUAUCAGUCACAGAAACUUACAAUCUAUAAAUAACUAUUUUACAACUGUUCACAUCAAAUUAGAGGCUUUUUUUAAAAACAUUAUGGAGUAAAUACCAUUGAUUUUCAAAGAGAGCUUUAAUAAUACGAAUGAUAAUCAAAAUGAAAUUCUAAAUAUAAGAAGAAAAGAAAAAGAUUAGACAUAUCCUUCAAUAAGAACUUCUUCAAUCAGGAGAGAAUAAAAAGAAAUUGAAGGAUAGAAUAAUAGCUACAAUAUAUAUGAUCCAAACAUAGGAAAUGCCAGAAGAAAUUUAAUGUCUACAGAUAUUAACAAAUCUAGAUAAGACCUUGACAAUUAAAAUACCAUUGACUUAGAAAGAUAAAGAAAUCUAGAUCAGGCUAGUUAUAAUAAUUAAUAAUAAUAGCGUACAGCAAGAUCUAUGCAAAAUAUAAUGAAUAAUGGAUUGAAUUCUAAACCUUAGAGUGUCUUAUUUAGGUAACAUGAUCAAUCUCAAGAUAAAAAAAAUCAUCAUCAUGGUGAUAGCUUAGAUUAGUAUGCAAUUUAAAUGCAAAAUGGUAAUUAAAACAGCUAUAAUAGUAAUAACAAUGGUAAUUAAGGAUAUUAUCCUUUUGGGUAAUAAGAUAUGUUCAGCGAUUCUUAAGAUCCGUAUAUUCGUUAUUCUAGAUAACUUCAAUAGAGAAAAGGAAACAGCUUGCAUUAUAAUAAUGAAGCAAGCAAAGAUACUCAGUAUCAAAGACAAAACAAUCAUCAUAAUCAAAAUCAUAAUGGAGAAUAUUAGGUAAUUUAAAAUGAUUAAUUUAUUGAAAACGAUAUUUAAUAUUCUUAGUAACCCCUCAAAAAAUAACAAAAACAAUAAUAUUCUGCAGUUUCAAUUAAAACUAAAAAACAAUUAAUGAGAAAUAUGGCUAUUUAAAACAGAUUUUCAAAGCAAGAUUUAGCUAAAAUGAGACUAAAUUUUGCAUAAUUUAUUAUAGAUAACAAUAAUUUACCAAGCAUAAAUCAGGGCGAUAAGGAGAUUAGGACUUUAUAACCUAUUGAAAACCAAAGUGUUUAAGUCAAACAAACCAGAAGCUAAUAAAUAAACAAGCAUUUUUCUCAUUCGCUAGAAGAUAUUUAUGAGUAAAAUAAAGAUAACUAAAGUUAACCUGUUAUUUAAGAAAGAUAAAGAACAACAUCCUUGAUUCUUAUCAAUCAGAAUAGAAAAAAUAAUUCAACUUUAAUUCCUCUUUUACCUGUGCCUGAAUUAAAUGAUAAAUCUAUAAAAAAUAAAUAAAAAACCAACUCUUUAAUAUCAAAAAAGAAGAAAAAAUAAAUAUUUCCCUAUCUCCGCCCAACAAUUUAUUAUGAAAGUCCAAAAAGAGAAAAUAAAAAUAUUAUUAAUAAUAGCUGUAUUAUUCAUACAAAUUUAAACAAUUCUCCUGCUUAAUAUUCUUUAAACUCUUUUAGAUAGUGUAAUUAUUGCUUAAAUAUUAUUAAUUAAAAAUAAAAUUAGGGUUAUUAAGCUCCUAAGAGUCUUAACUAAAUUGAAGAUUAAUAAGAAAACAGCCAUUCUAAUUUUAAUAACUAAUAUGAAAACUCUUCUCCAGAUAGGUCAGAAAAAAGAAAUAAUUAAAGUGUAAAUGACUCAUUGCAAAACAUAUAAUUUGAUAGUCCUUCAAAAAGUAAAAUAGAGAGGAGCUCAAAUAAUUAAAUGAGUAUUAUAUUACCUUCUGAUGCUAAUAAAGACUUUGUACCGUAGGGAUCUAAAAUGUAUCUUCCUUCUGAAAAUCAACUUGAAAAGUAAGAGUCACAUAUAAGAUAGCCUCCAUAGUAAAAAAAUUUUGAUCAUUGCAAAUUACCUGUGUAGUCUGCUCCAUAUGAUUUGAUCCAAAAACCAGUAGAAACAGAUCAAAAAAAUAUAAAAAUUAACUAGCCUUAAAAAGAUUGGGUUGCACAAAAGAGUUUGCCAGAAAAUUUUGUUUAAAAAAAUAAAUUAAAAGAAAUUUAAGCUAAAUGUGGCUUUGUUAAAAUACCAGAUACAAAUUAGAACUAAUCAAGAUUAGGAUUGAUGAAAUCAGUAAAAGGUGAAAAAUAUUAUGAAGGGGAGUGGCUUAAAGGAAAAAGACACGGAAAAGGAACAUUUUAUGACGAAGAUGGUAGUAUUUAUGAAGGCGAGUGGAGAGAUGAUUAAAUGACAGGGAAAGGAAGAUUAAUUUUGAAAGAUGGCUAACAAUAUGAAGGAGAUCUUCUCAAUGGAGUAUUUGAUGGUAAUGGAUAUCUUAAAUAUCCAAAUGGAUAAGAUUAUAUUGGUGAGUUUAAGUAAGGAAGAUUAGAAGGAGAAGGUAGGAAAAAUUGGAAUAAUGGAGCCUAUUAUGAAGGUUAGUUUUUAAAUAACUAGAGACAAGGCUUGGGAAUUUUUAUGUGGAAGAACGGAAGUUUUUAUCAAGGAAACUUCAAAAAUAAUUAAUUUAAUGGAAAUGGGUAUUAUUAGUGGGAGAGUGGAAGAUUAUACGAAGGAGAAUGGGUAGAUGGUAAAAUGGAAGGUAAAGGAAGAGAUAUUUCAGACCAAGGACAUGUUUAUGAAGGUCAAUUUAAAAAUGAUUAAAAAAAUGGUUAUGGUGUGUAUGUUGUGAGUGAGAAUAAGAUUUAUAAAGGAAAUUGGCUAGAUGAUAAACCACAUGGAGAAGGGGUAAUGAUUGAAAAAGGUAUAGAGAAAAAAGGAAUUUGGGAACAUGGUAUAAAAAAGAAUUGA